GCCCACUCUCCUGAUCUCUGAUUGGCCAGAUCAAGUUUGCUUACUGUUCUGAUUGGUUGGUUGUCCUUGGUCGGUUGAAUUGUGGGAUUUCGUCCCGACGUCGAGCGGCACUUCGUCGCCGCUUCACCUCUGAGAACCUUUGGCCUUGUGGCUGGAGAGACCCAGGCUGUGUUCCUUCUAGAUAAGCGCCAUGAACAGAGGCAGCUUCUCCGAAAACUCCAGGGAAGAUAGGCAGAAAUUAGAGAAGGAAUCCAAGAAUUUCAAGAUUAUUUCCAAAUACUUCUCUAAGGAAGAGUGGGCACGUCUGGGAUACUCGGAGAAAAUCAGCUAUGUGUAUAUGAAGAGAAACUAUGAAACCAUGACUCGUCUAGGUCUCAAGGGUACUCUACCAGCUUUCAUGCAUCCUAAAAAGGGAGCCACAGAAUCCAAGCAUUGUGAUUCUAAAAUUAAGAACCCCAAGGAAAAGGAUGAAUCUCCUCAAGGGACUUCCAACAUGCAAUUGAGAAAACGCCAGAAGGUGGAGUCCAAGAAGCCUGUAAAGGAAAAAAAACGUUCGGAGUUAGAACCAGGAACAUCAGGCCCAGAGCAGGCUCAGAGACAGAUGUGCCCCUGGGACAAAGCAAGUACCUCUUCUCAGCAGAGUGAGAAAACAUCAGGAUCCAAGAGAAAGAAGGUUAAUGUUUGGGCCCACAGACUGCGAGAAAGAAAACCAGUGGCCUAUGAAGAGAUCAGUGAUCCCGAGGAAGAUGACUAACUCUCCUCAGAGAUGUGACAAGUGCCCAUGAUAAGAAGCAGAACUUGGUGGCUAUUCGUGAACAUGGGCAUGGCUUUGAAUUCCUAGCAUGUGAAAGAAGGAGUUCACAACAGUUAAACAGGAUUUUUCUUACUGUGUGCCAACCGUUGUUAGUUAUUAAAGUUGUGUUAAUGAGCAAGA
Molecule: messenger RNA, 934 nt
Organism: Cervus elaphus (red deer)
Lineage: Eukaryota; Metazoa; Chordata; Mammalia; Artiodactyla; Cervidae
Gene: SSX4
Product: SSX family member 4
Exons: 8
Coding region: 191-754 (187 amino acids)
Biological process (GO): regulation of DNA-templated transcription
Cellular component (GO): nucleus
Source: RefSeq, a predicted model, not a curated record